AUGGAGUCUCUCCCUCUCCCCUUCCUCCUCUGCUCCCUCCUCAUUCUCCUCCACACCCCCACAUCCAAAUCGGACCCCCUCCACAUCAACUGCCCCGCGAACUACACGGCAAACAGCACCUUCCAGUCGAACCUCAACCUUCUCCUGUCUUCUCUCCCCUCCGAAGCCGGCCCCUCCGGCUUCUACAACGUCUCGGUCGGUCGAAACGGUGCCGACCAAGUCUACGGCCUCGCGUUAUGCCGCGGCGACGUCUCCUCUGUCGACUGCAACACCUGCUUGACUACCGCCGCACAAGACGCUGUCGCAAAGUGCCCGCGCGGCAUGUCGAACACCCUGUGGUACGACAACUGCAUGCUGCGCUGUUCGAUGACCAGCUCGGGCACCUGA
This is a messenger RNA of Ananas comosus (pineapple), 387 nucleotides long. RefSeq names its product cysteine-rich repeat secretory protein 38-like. The transcript is spliced from 2 exons. Bases 1 to 387 code for a protein of 128 amino acids. The record is from RefSeq and is a predicted model, not a curated record. Lineage: Eukaryota; Viridiplantae; Streptophyta; Magnoliopsida; Poales; Bromeliaceae.